Messenger RNA from Vicia faba (fava bean), 288 nucleotides. Lineage: Eukaryota; Viridiplantae; Streptophyta; Magnoliopsida; Fabales; Fabaceae. The record is from the annotation of a GenBank genome assembly.
AUGGGGUUGCAGCUGGUUUCUGAGUUAAAGUUUGAUAGAGUUAUCAUCCAGUCUGAUGCACAAGUGGUCGUAGAUUGUGUGAUCUCGAUUUCCUCUAUUGCGGUUUUGGAUCCUAUUAUGAUGGACUGUAAUGUGUUAAUUAGUAACUUGUCUGAUUGUGUUGUUAUGUUUAUUAGAAGAGCUUUAAACUUUGAUGCACACCAUAUGGUUGGUGUUGGUAGGAACUAUGGCUCCAAAACCUGGUUGGAUAGCCCAAAGCACGAACCGUGUAUUCCCGUUUACUGUUAA